Messenger RNA from Didymosphaeria variabile, 1818 nucleotides. RefSeq names its product ERMES complex subunit (gene MDM34). Gene Ontology annotation, biological process: mitochondrion organization; phospholipid transport. Lineage: Eukaryota; Fungi; Ascomycota; Dothideomycetes; Pleosporales; Didymosphaeriaceae. Gene Ontology annotation, cellular component: ERMES complex. The transcript has a single exon. Bases 1 to 1818 code for a protein of 605 amino acids. Gene Ontology annotation, molecular function: lipid binding. The record is from RefSeq and is a predicted model, not a curated record.
AUGGCUUUCAACUUCAACUGGUCGCCGCUCAUCGCGGAUACGUCGAGAGCGCGCGACAUGCUGACGACCGCCUUGAAUAAAGGCCCCAAGCCGCCCAUCAUCGUCGACGACAUCACCGUCACCGAGCUGAACCUGGGCUCGACUCCGCCCGAGCUGGAGAUACUAGAGAUUGGAGAUCUGGCUGAAGAUCGGUUCCGGGGCAUCUUCAAGAUGACGUAUACGGGCGAUGCCUUCCUGACGCUCAAGACGAAGGUCCAGGCCAACCCACUCAAUACAUAUCUCUCCACCAAGCCCGAUUUCGCAUCACCGGAACCUCUCGCUGCAUCAGCUGGGUUGACGAUACCGCUGCAAAUCACGCUGUCGGAUAUUAGGCUGUCGGGGUUCGUCAUAUUGGUGUUUUCGAAGCAAAAGGGCAUUACCCUCGUAUUCCGGAACGAUCCGUUAGAAUCGUUGAAGGUCUCAUCGACUUUCGACUCGAUACCGUUUAUCAAGAACUACCUCCAGAAGGAAAUUGAAGGCCAAUUACGUGUGCUCUUCAUGGAAGACUUGCCGGCCAUCAUCCAUCGGUUAUCGCUACGGUUAUGGUCACCCGAAUUCCAAGAGCUCGAUGCAGAGACGGAAGAAAGAUUAGACAGCUCAAAGAGCACUAUUGCUCCUAUCGAUCCUCUGUCCAGCCCACCGCAAGACGCCGUGGAUGAGUUCGGCAACCCGAUCGAUGCAUCGCAAAUGGCGACACUUGCGCUCGACUCUGCUUCGGAGAUACACGCUUCUUUCUCACAAAAGAACAUGCUGCGACUCGCGGCACUAUCGCAGUCUCAACAAACACUAUCCCUUUUCACUCCAAAUAUCCGCGAAGCCGUCUUCCGCGCCUGGGCAAGCAACCCCGAGCGUCCAGACUCCGGCACCUCAACACCCGCACUUACCCAGUCGAGCCUGUCCAGGAUACAGUCUACAUUCGCCAGCGUCAAGUCGAAUGCCUCGUCUGUUGCCUCAGGUAGCACAGGACAAGAUACAAAUGCUUCGCGACCCACCAUGUCCUCAAACUACUCCUCCGCCGCAGGUUUGAGUCUUGGUGCCAACCGAUCCCGCGGCCACCAAAUGCGCAAGCGCAAGAAGCGCGUGGUCGACCUCCGAAAGAACCGCGAUGGGGCGGAAUCCUCCGGCCUCUCCACCGAAGCCAACACUCCGCUCCCCAGCACCACCGUGUCGGAAACCGCCAGCGUCAUCCCCGAAGAGCGCGAGCGAGAAGAAGUGCCCAUCGCAUCAACGCCACCAAGGACACCUUCCAAAGCUACGCACGGCAGCCUCGACGCCGGCGAACCAAGCCGACUUCGCGAAACGGAAACGUCCGCCCCAACCGACGGCCUUCUCCCACCCGCUCCGCUCCUGUCCCUCCCACCCAAAUCAAAGGCGAAGCAAAUGGCUUCCACGCCUGUUCACCACCUCGUCGAGACCGAACAGCAAGAAAAACGCUCCUCCCGCCCUCCACUCUCCCACAACCGCCUCCGCUCCACACAACAGGCUUCCUCCCCACUCCUGCGCUCCCUCUCCUUCGACAAAGUAUCCUCGCUCUCCGCUGCGCAUAACAAGGGCCCGCUCUCGCCCCCUUACUCGGAGAGCACGACGAGCUCCUCGGGCGGCAUCCUCGAGCAAGCCUGGAUGCUCAAGAUGGCGCAGGAAAUCGCGAAGAAAGUGCGUGAGGAGAAGGACAGGAGUAGGAGUCCGAGUCCGCCGCAGGGUGGGCGGUCGUCGAAGAGGUCACAGGGGCUGUGGGAAGCAGAGGAGAUGAUGGAGGCGCCGCCGGCGUAUGUUGCGUGA